Molecule: messenger RNA, 501 nt
Organism: Argiope bruennichi
Lineage: Eukaryota; Metazoa; Arthropoda; Arachnida; Araneae; Araneidae
Gene: RpL35
Product: 60S ribosomal protein L35-like
Exons: 3
Coding region: 111-482 (123 amino acids)
Biological process (GO): maturation of LSU-rRNA from tricistronic rRNA transcript (SSU-rRNA, 5.8S rRNA, LSU-rRNA); translation
Cellular component (GO): cytosolic large ribosomal subunit; ribosome
Molecular function (GO): structural constituent of ribosome; mRNA binding
Source: RefSeq, a predicted model, not a curated record
UUACAGAAUCAGCUAAAUAACGUCUCAACUCGGAACAUCAGGGCAAAAUUUGUUGUAAUCGCGGUUACUAGUAAAGUAAAUUAUUCGCCGCGGUUUGUAAAUACAAGAAAAUGGCUAAAGUUAAAGCACGAGAACUGCGAGGCAAGAAGAAGGAUGAGGUGAUGAAGCAGUUGGAAGAAUUGAAGCAGGAAUUAGCAUCUCUACGAGUUUCUAAAGUGACUGGUGGAGCAGCUUCAAAAUUAUCCAAAAUUUAUAUUGUAAGGAAAUCAAUUGCCCGAGUUUUGACAGUCAUGAACCAGAAUCGUAAGGAAAAUUUGAGGAAGUUGUACAAGAAUAAGAAAUACAAGCCUGUUGACUUGAGACCAAAAAAAACUAGAGCCAUGCGUCGAGAACUGACUAAGAGACAGAAGAAUCUGAAGACUCCUAAGGAACAGAAAAAAAUGCGAGCAUGGCCUAUGAGGAAAUUUGCUGUAAAAGCAUAAUUAAAGUUCAUCUUGUAUA